Metschnikowia bicuspidata var. bicuspidata NRRL YB-4993 is the source of this 1689-nucleotide messenger RNA. RefSeq names its product Hap42p (gene HAP42). The record is from RefSeq and is a predicted model, not a curated record. The transcript has a single exon. Lineage: Eukaryota; Fungi; Ascomycota; Pichiomycetes; Serinales; Metschnikowiaceae. Gene Ontology annotation, cellular component: nucleus. The coding region runs from base 1 to 1689 and encodes 562 amino acids. Gene Ontology annotation, biological process: regulation of DNA-templated transcription.
AUGCCGCCCAGUCCCCAGCCAAAUCUCCCAGGCUCUACGCAAACACCCCGGGGCACCCCGCAGGCCGCCAGGGACACAAAAAUGCCGGCCGCCCCUGAGACCCCGGCGAAUCCCGGGCGCCUAGCCCCCGCCACUGCUAUGCCCGGGUCGCCACCCGGGCGCUACACGCCCAAACAGGCGCCGCCGGUGGCCAUGACCCCGCUCCACAAACCGGGGAUCUUGCCCGCGCCGGUGGGCAGUGCGGCACACAAAUACGCCAAGAUCCAGCCCGCCAUAGCGAUCAAGCCGAAGCCCGGCGCGCCGCCGGGCGCCGCCCUGGGGCCGCUGAAAUCCUCCUUCAACCCGCGCUACAACCCGUUGUCCUCGCCGCUGCCGGCUCUUGUGUGCGACGAGCUGCCGGCGGCAAGCAUCAACACCCUGAAAAAGUGGGUCUUGCCCCCCAGGCCUCGCCCGGGCAGGAAGCCGCUGUGCGUGCAGGGGGCACCGAACCCUGGCGCCCCAGCGUCCCUGGAUGACGACCGCAAGGGCCUGGCCCACAAGAAACACAGGCUCCUGAAAGUCGCCGCCAGGCUGCUGCCGCCAGCGUCAACUCGCAACAGUCUCCACAGCGCGGUCCACGCCGUGCCCAUGUCCGUCUCCGGCUCCGCCGCGUCUGCGGGCUCUGCCUCCACCGCCACAGAAGCCAGGCGUUUUGUUGCGGCCAGGCUGAGAUCCAUGACGCCGGCGGCCUCUGGCUCAGGCGCCCACGCGUCCACACCGGCCAAACAGCGUGAACUCCUCGGUAUUCUGAGACCCAACGGUGAGCCAAGCGUGCCCGCUGCGUCCCUGCUGGCAGUGCCGCCCAAGCGCGUGGCUGAGCUCCAGUCCACGUACCUUGCCAAGUUGAAGGAACAGGAACUAGUGCAGAACUACAUCGAUAUCCUCACCAACCAGAUCAAGGAGCUCCGGUUCGUGCAAAGCGGCGUGAUCACGUUCGAUGCGCUAAACUCGAGUCCCUCCGCCAGGCCCCGGGCGCAGUCGCCUCCGCCUCCGGACCAGCUUGACCACAUCAACAACGUGCGGGAUCUAGACGCGUUCUUGGCUCACUUGACGACCCAAUCAAACGUCAUACACAGUGUCACCAAGAAGUUUGUUGGCGACUCCCUGAAAGAGGGCACGCGUGUGCAGCUGCAGAUCAAACACUAUUUGGACCUUAAAGCAAACCAUCCAGGCUCUCAGUCGCCCUUUGUCAGCGUCAACUCCAAGGACUCCAGAGGCCCGGAACCCGAGAAUCUCGCCUAUUCUCCCUCGACCGCUUUUUUUGAGCCACUUGCAACAGAGGAGCCCAACACCGAACUCCCUGCUUUUCUGGAUGGGGUCCACUCAAUUGCACUGUUUGGAGAUGACAAGCCAAGCUCUUUUUUCACGUCAGGGUUUCUACGGCCUUCGAACGUGGACGUGUUUGAACAUGAAGACGGGCUCGUCAACGUAGAUAUCAUAAACGAGCAGGAUCCAUUCUCUGGCAGCAUGGGAUCUACAGACAAAAAGAAGCUGAGUUUUUCGGCGGAGGGUGAAGCAGACACUCUGAACAGCGCGCAGGACUACAAGCCGCUAAACGCUAAGGGACCCAAGAAGAUUAGAUGUGGUUUUUGUGGUGUAGAGGCGCCGUGUCUCUGUUUCGAUGCGGACAGUGUAUUUGGGGAGAAGUGA